AUGUCAUCUUUGAUUUAUCCACGCUUUGUUUUCCAAGAAACACUGAUGUUUUGGCUUAAAACCGAAAUUGCAAGAGAUCUUAUUGAUACACAGAAAGUGAAAGCAAUUAUAGGACCUGAUACAUGGAAAGAGACAACUUUAGUGGCUGAUAUUUGUAACCAAAAUGUGACCCCAGUUCUAUCUCUAGCUGAUGCAACUCCAAAUUGGUCAACUUUGAAGUGGCCCUACCUUGUGCAAAUCUCACCUAAUCAGUUUAAGCAGAUGAAAGCAGUAGCAGCUAUUGUACAUUCCUUUGAAUGGUACAACGUUAACAUAAUAUACGAUGAUACUGAUUCUUCUUCCACGAGAAUGUUCUCUCAUCUCUAUAGAGAUCUCAGUGUGUCAGGUAUUCAUAUAAGCAAUGUUUUGACCAUCCCUCCGUUAAGCUCCUCUUCAUUGUCUCAAGAAUUAGAGAAGCUUAGGGAUGGCUAUUGCAGAGUUUUUGUUGUUAAUUUGUCAGUUUCUUUGGCCAUAAACAUGUUUCAAACUGCAAAAGAAUUGAAAAUGAUGGAGAAAGGUUAUGUGUGGAUCGUUACUGAUCCUCUUACAAAUCUUGUCCAUUCAUUGAACUCUUCUACUAUAUCAUCAAUGCAAGGGAUAGUUGGAGUAAAGAGCUACUUCCCAGAAAUAGGGCUUCAAUACGAGGACUUCUACUCUAAAUUUAGAAAAAAGUUUAGCUUAGAGAACCCUCAUGAGCUUAAUAAUGAGCCUGGGAUAUUUGCAGCACGUGCUUAUGAUGCUGCAUGGACUCUAGCUCUAUCCAUGAUCCAAACAACCAACAAAAAAGAUCAAACGUUACUGGAUAAGGUUCUACUCAAUAAUUUUACUGGCUUAAGUGGAAAAAUUCAUUUCACUGACCAAAAGUUAGAUCCUUCAGAUAUUUUUCAGAUCAUCAAUGUGAUGGGGAAAGAUUAUAAGGAAAUUGGGUUCUGGACAAAUGGACUAGGUUUCUCAAAUAUUAUAGGCCAAAAUGCUACUUUCAAUUUUUCAAUGAAGGAACUUGGACAAGUUUUAUGGCCAGGAAGACCUUGGGGAACUCCAAGAGGAUGGAUUCCAGCAUUGGAUAAACCACUAAGAAUUGGGGUCCCCGUUUUGGCAACAUUGAAACAAUUCAUAACUGUAAUUCAGGACCCAACAGAAAACACCACCACUUUCCAAGGAUUCACCAUUGAUCUUUUUAGAGAAACUAUGGAGUUGUUGCCCUAUCACUUGCCCUACAAAUUCUAUCCUUUCAAUGACACGUACGAUAAUUUGGUGAAGCAAGUUUAUUUGAAGAAUUUCGAUGCGGUAAUUGAUGUGACUAUAAUUUCAUAUCGAUAUCAGUAUGCAGAAUUCACUCAGCCAUACACUGAUCCAGGAGUGGUGAUGGUAGUUCCCCUUAAAUCAAAUGUGGAUCAUAGAGGUUGGUUAUUUAUGAAACCUUUUACAAAGACUAUGUGGCUUUUAAUACUGGCCAUGGUUAUCUACAAUGGCUUCAUUCUUUGGAUGUUGGAAAGACGCCACAGUCCUGAAAUUACAGGUUCCAUGCUGAAUCAAACUGGGACCAUGGCUUGGUUGGCAUUGACCCCUCUAAUCAAGCUAGAUGGAGACAAGCUACAUAGCAAUUUAUCAAAGAUGGUUAUGGUGGUUUGGUUGUUUGUGGCACUUAUCAUAACACAGACUUACACAGCUAACCUUGCCAGCAUGCUAACUACUGAACGGCUUGAACCAACUAUAGAUAAUAUUGAUCAGCUACGGAAUAGCAACAUCAGGGUUGGAUACAGUUCUGGAUCCUUUCUGAAACAUUACGUGGAGAAAGUGUUGCAGUUCCACCCUGAAAACAUGAGGAACUAUGGAGAACUUGAAGAGUAUGCUGAAGCUUUCAGAAGAAAAGAAAUAGGAGCUGCCUUUCUGGAAGUUCCUGCAGCCAAAAUUUUCCUAGCAAAUUACUGUAAAGAGUUUAUUCAAGCUGGGCCUUUGUACAAAAUUGGAGGAUUUGGAUUUGCAUUUGCAAGGGGGUCUCCAUUGNUGGUGAAGCAAGUUUAUUUGAAGUAUGCAGAAUUCACUCAGCCAUACACUGAUCCAGGAGUGGUGAUGGUAGUUCCCCUUAAAUCAAAUGUGGAUCAUAGAGGUUGGUUAUUUAUGAAACCUUUUACAAAGACUAUGUGGCUUUUAAUACUGGCCAUGGUUAUCUACAAUGGCUUCAUUCUUUGGAUGUUGGAAAGACGCCACAGUCCUGAAAUUACAGGUUCCAUGCUGAAUCAAACUGGGACCAUGGCUUGGUUGGCAUUGACCCCUCUAAUCAAGCUAGAUGGAGACAAGCUACAUAGCAAUUUAUCAAAGAUGGUUAUGGUGGUUUGGUUGUUUGUGGCACUUAUCAUAACACAGACUUACACAGCUAACCUUGCCAGCAUGCUAACUACUGAACGGCUUGAACCAACUAUAGAUAAUAUUGAUCAGCUACGGAAUAGCAACAUCAGGGUUGGAUACAGUUCCGGAUCCUUUCUGAAACAUUACGUGGAGAAAGUGUUGCAGUUCCACCCUGAAAACAUGAGGAACUAUGGAGAACUUGAAGAGUAUGCUGAAGCUUUCAGAAGAAAAGAAAUAGGAGCUGCCUUUCUGGAAGUUCCUGCAGCCAAAAUUUUCCUAGCAAAUUACUGUAAAGAGUUUAUUCAAGCUGGGCCUUUGUACAAAAUUGGAGGAUUUGGAUUUGCAUUUGCAAGGGGGUCUCCAUUGUUUCCUUAUGUAAACAAAGCACUUCUAUAUUUAGUAGAAAUCGGCAAG
This is a messenger RNA of Vigna umbellata (rice bean), 2802 nucleotides long. Lineage: Eukaryota; Viridiplantae; Streptophyta; Magnoliopsida; Fabales; Fabaceae. The record is from RefSeq and is a predicted model, not a curated record.